This is a messenger RNA of Pelobates cultripes (western spadefoot toad), 564 nucleotides long. The record is from the annotation of a GenBank genome assembly. Lineage: Eukaryota; Metazoa; Chordata; Amphibia; Anura; Pelobatidae.
AUGGAUGGGGUUCUGCAUACCCUGGCCGGAGCCGGCCACGAGGUAUCGGAUUCCAACAUGCCGCCGUCUCCACUGUCAGGAUCGAGCCAUGCCACUCUGGUCAGCAUCUGUGCUGAAUUGCGAUCCCUAGCUGCAUGGAUGGUCACUAAAAGAGACUUGCAGACCCUCACCUCCAUGCUCAACAACACCAUUAAGGCCGAAAUGGCCAUGAUUCGCACAGAGGUGAAUGAGCAAGGGACACGGAUACCAGUUCUGGAGCAAACUACUCAGGACCUCUCGACACAGGUCGUGGCCUCUGAUCAGGCACUAGCGAGGCAGGGCACUAUGCUAUUGGAGAUGAGCCGCCAGAUGGAAAACUUAGAUAACCGCGGUCGCAGAUACAACCUGAGGGUGCGAGGCCUACCCGAGCCCAACGGGCCUGAAGAUGUGGAGCGCCUACUCACUUCACUGUUCCACUUCAUCGUUGGAGAAGCCGCACCGGCAGCCUACGGCUUUGUGAGGGUCCACCACGCCUUGCGCCCGAGGUCCAACAAUCCCACUCCCAGAGUUAUAAUCUGCUGCUGA